CGCCUGUGGUUACCAUAUCACAAUAUACCAACAUUGUCCAGUGACUAUGGUCCAUACAUUGGUCUUUCGGCCCAUCGUUGUAUUGCACCGACGCAAGAACUAUGUUGGUAAUUCGUGUCGUCAUAGACAGAGAUGAACAGUGUAUUGUUGUUGGUUACGUUAUAUGUGUGCAUAGUUCGUGAUAACAUACGAUUUUCUUGGCUGUGCUGUUUCGAAACACGUGUAAAAUGUCAAAUCGAAGAAACAUGGUACGGAAGGAGAAGGCCAUGCCUCAGCUGCCAGUCAAGACAUCUGAUGCGGACAGGAACACUGUGCAGCAGUUUGAGCUGGAACUGCAGUGGUGCAUUCAGCAACUAGAGGGUGCACUUUCCACAAACAAGAUGUCUACAAAACAAGCUCAAGAUGCAGCUCAUUCGUUGACUGUUCUUAGGAGUAAGAAUGCACCAAUAAUAAAGAAGCGACAAGUAAUGAGGUCCUCAUUUGGCGAUUACCGAACUAAGAUGUUAGAAGAGGAAAAGAAGUUUAAUAAAGCCCAGGAGAGGGUCAGUAUUACUGCACCAACACCAAACAAGAAGUCUUGCUUUGUGAAACAGAGUGCUGUCAUCUGUGAGCCAUCACAAGCUAACUUCAGGUUCAAUUUUGAGAUGCCAGAGGGCAAGGAAGAGGCAUGCACCAGUCAACUCACAACGAGCCACAAAAGUCUUGCAUACAAAAGCUCAGACAAUAGCUUCAGGUUUAAUUUUGUACAGCCAGCCUCUUGAUCUUGGGUAUGUCAUAUUUUGAAUAGUAAUGAUGAAUUCUGACUAAAGAAGCACAUGUUCAGAAUAUGAUGAUUUUUCAGCAGUACAUUCUUUUUCACGAGUUUUUUAUUCUGCUUUCCAAAUGGAGGUGUUCUAUGCCAGGGGUUCUCAAACUUAACUGAAGUAGAUAUCGAGUCACAGCCUUGCUGUUUAACAUUGAUUGUUUUGGAGUGAACAAUAAUUUCAUUUUCAGCAACUAAAUUUUGCAGGGUUAGUAUGCUGGAAUUCUUUUUGCACUCAGUCUGUAGCAAUGCAGUUGAUUUUCAUUUGCAGUGUUUUCAUUUUCUCAGAAUAGGCAAAUGAUAUCAUUCCUGUGGACUUACAUUAAGAUCAUUCAGCCAACCAAAGAUAUCAGGAAAUCGUAAUUCAUCAGUGAAGCAAUGAAUCAACGAGGCUGUUGGUCCAUGGUUGCUCUCAGAAAGAGAAAUUCGAACUUCAUCUUGAAGCUCAAAGAGACAACGUUCCCUCAGGACAGCCAUCUUACUUCAGUGUGAAGAAAUGUUCUGUGCUCACUAUCUAUUUCGGAGCACAGUAUUGAAAGCAAGCAAGAAUUAAGGCUCAGAGUCUAAUAAAAUUCACUACCUAUACAGCCUGAUCUAAAACUAGUGUCAUAUUUUGUUGAAUCUUGCAGGUAAGAGAUUCAUGAUGAAUAGUGCAGUGUGUAAAUUUGGCUUCAGGUGCUAUUUGCGUGAUCAGAGCAUGAAUGCCACUACAUGUACCAGUCAUUGAACAGCUCCACCUGUAUUGACACUAAGGCUGGGUGCAAACGGAGCCACUAGCCAUCGCCACCGGUGGCUGCCACUUGCUGCAGUCUGUAUUUUGUAUGCAGUAUGGAGACAUUCGAUACUGAAUUAUUCAUCCAUGAAAUUGAGGCCCGUCCAGCUAUCUGGGAUAUGCGGUCUGAAUUAUACAGCAACAGGACAGAGAAAACAAAAUCCUGGGAAGAACUCUGCCAACUGUUUGUUGCCAAAUUUAUCUUUGUGCCUCUUUAGCUCCUCAAAAAGCGUAGCAAAAUGGCCGUGUUCGCUGCGAAUUCGCAAUAUUGGAUGUACCCAAAAACGGCGCUGUCUUUGUUGUCGUUUACGUAUUAUUAGUAUUGCGACCAAUGCUUCCAUAUUGGAGUCCAUUUUGCUACUGACGCGCUUGGAGAAAAUGUCUGCAUAAAGUGGGGACCACUAGUGGUCAUGUUUAGCCACAGGUGGCAGCCACCGGUGGUGGUGGCUAGUGGCUGCCAGUGAGUAGCCUCAAAAGGCAAAAUGCUAGAUAUUUUAGAAAAGCUCCAUAUAUAUAAAAGUAGUUAAAACCAAGCCAUCAUUAACGAACAUGAUUCUAACGUAUUAUUUGACCUGGCAAUAAACAGGAAAAGUAAAUUUUCAUAUUCAAUAGUUGGCCACCCUGAAUUCGAGCUUUUUAUAU
Zootermopsis nevadensis is the source of this 2216-nucleotide messenger RNA. The record is from RefSeq and is a predicted model, not a curated record. Lineage: Eukaryota; Metazoa; Arthropoda; Insecta; Blattodea; Termopsidae.